Porites lobata is the source of this 824-nucleotide messenger RNA. NCBI's taxonomy places the organism in Eukaryota, Metazoa, Cnidaria, Anthozoa, Scleractinia, Poritidae. The record is from the annotation of a GenBank genome assembly.
AUGAAUGUUUUUGGCAUGUUAUUCCAAGAGCAUGGUCAGCUGCAUUUUGCAACCUUAAGCUACACUUCACACCCCAAACUCCAACCCCAUUCCCAACUAACUUUUCACAAGAAUCUUUAUUUCCUCAUACCAACCAUAUAUUCCCUAAACGAUACUCCAUUCUACACCAAAACCCCUCCGAUUUCAUAAACUAUCCGAAAACCCUACCUUUCACGGCCGAGUUGCUUUUGCUGAUACUCAUGUAGUCUAACAAAGUACUUCAAAGCUGAGGUUGUCAUUUUCACCGUUUAUAUAUUACCAAUACACUGCCAUUUCACACACAAAAAAACAUUACAAACAAAGUGAAUACUUUUGAAAAAUGAAAAUGCGGAAAAUCGCUGACGUCAUUUGUCAAGUACAUAAUAGGGAAUGAUAGCGUUGACAACCAGUGCGACUUUAUAGCCAACGAGUCACUGAUUGAGCACACUGCGCAUCAGUUCUGCGCAGCUGAAAGUGCUCGACUCUUUCUGCCAAGUCGCACUACGAAACGUGGAAGUUCGUUUAAGGCAGAGAAAUAUUCACUUGUUGCAGUUGGUUUUAGUUCGAAAUAGUUACUUAUCAUGUAUUAAGAUUUUGCGAGUGUAAGAUCACCGUUCGCACACCUCGCACACUAACAUUAUCGUGUGCUCGCUCUCACAGAUUUUUGAGCAAAAGAGUCAGACAGAGAGAAUGCUCGCAGUCUAGCAAGGAACUCAUACCGGUUUCUGUUCACACAUAAGAACAAUGAUUUCGGUGUAAUUUCUGUAACGGAUCCUCAGCGAAGCUGUUCUGCGCCGAUCGCUUAA